This is a messenger RNA of Pieris rapae (cabbage white), 4597 nucleotides long. RefSeq names its product transcription factor E2F5 (gene E2f1). Gene Ontology annotation, biological process: regulation of transcription by RNA polymerase II. Gene Ontology annotation, molecular function: RNA polymerase II cis-regulatory region sequence-specific DNA binding; DNA-binding transcription factor activity, RNA polymerase II-specific; protein dimerization activity. The record is from RefSeq and is a predicted model, not a curated record. The transcript is spliced from 10 exons. Gene Ontology annotation, cellular component: RNA polymerase II transcription regulator complex. NCBI's taxonomy places the organism in Eukaryota, Metazoa, Arthropoda, Insecta, Lepidoptera, Pieridae. Bases 383 to 1771 code for a protein of 462 amino acids.
GGUCGCUUCGCGCUUGCGCGCGUAGUUCGCGCCACUGCUACGUCGCUUGGUAGCCAGAUGUUCUGAAAAGCUUCCUGUCGUCGUUUGAUACCUCUGCAUUUUUAACUUGUUAAAAUAUUGUAAAAUGUGGACUAGGGACCUUAUUUUAUAUCUUUUACUAGUGAUUUAUUAGAUGUGUAAAUUGAUUAUGUGUUUUUGUAAAGUGUGACAAUUAACUGAAAGUUAUCGGGCGUCUCGAUAUCCACGAGUUCACUCGAGAGACGAAACCAACAAAGCGGCGGACAUUUUAUUUUGAGUACUCGAUAAUGUAGCGUUUGCGUCGAAAACAUUAAAUGUCGUUUUAUGGUUCUGCAUUCGAAUAUCGUUCGCUUACACCUUUUCGAUGCCGAGGGGGGUGAAGCGAGGGCAGGCGGAGGGCGAAGCUGAGGUGGUGGUACGCGUCGGGGCGUCUCCGUCGCAGACCACGCUCCUGGACGACAGCCCGAGCCAGCCUAUCAGCUAUCACCUGCUAGAUCAUGGCUAUGGAGCCACGCCACAGCAUCAAAUACGGCGGGAGGCGCCCUCCGCACCGCCGAAGACUUCAGAAACGGUGAAACGGAGACUCAACCUUAGCGAAAGCAGUUCAGGAAGUCAGGGGCAUGUGGUGCCCAUGAAGGCGGACUUCAAGACACCCAAACAGAAACGAGUGAAGGUCCUCACGCCGUAUAGUCGCCCGUCCAGUUCUAUGAAAAAAUACACAGAACGCUCCAGGUUUGACACCUCAUUAGGUUUAUUAACAAAAAAGUUCGUAGCACUGCUCAAGUCAUCGCCUAACGGAGUUUUAGAUCUGAACGUUGCGGCGGAAUACCUCUCAGUACAAAAACGUCGUAUCUACGAUAUAACAAAUGUGCUCGAGGGCAUUGGGAUUUUAGAAAAAAGGUCGAAAAACAAUAUACAAUGGAAAUGCGGUAUAGGCGCAGAAGGGUUAGGCGAAGAAAACCGCGUGCGUCGUUUGCGACGGCAAGUGGAUGCUCUAGGUGUGAGAGAAGCUCGGGUGUGUCGGGCGUUGGCAGUGGCCGACCACGCACUCAACCGUCUAUCGGAGGAGCAUGGCCAAAGGGCGUAUAUAACGUACGCGGACCUCCGCUCUAUACGCGAGUUUAAGAACCAAACCGUCAUACCUAUAAAGGCACCGGCGGAUAGCAAGCUUAAUGUCCCUCAUCCGGAUGAGGAGAACGGCUACUCCAUCCACCUGAAGUCCUAUUCUGGGGAAAUAGAGGUGUACCUUUGUUCCAAGGAGCGGUCUUCAUCGUCAUCCCCGGUAAUACUACCAGCGGAUCCGUUACUGGAGGAUAACAAGGCGUUACUCGCGCCCCUCGUCGCCCAAAUGCAGGCGAUGCCUUCAAGCUCUAUUAGCGCUAGUUUUACAACUCCAAUUAAGCGUGAGCCGGACAGCGACGAUGAUCAGGCGAGCAUGUCCCGCAGCCUUCCCGUACAAUCGCCCUGCGUUACGGAUCCCACUCAGCCCUUGCAUUCGAGGGCGUUUACGACGACUGUCGAUGUGCCUGCCGAUCAUUCCGGAGCCCGAGGCAGACUGCGAAACGCCUUGAUCUCAGACAGCGACUUCGCCCCUAUGUUAGGUGGAGGACGGCAAUUGCUUCACAAUGAAGAAACGGAGCCGAUGGAGUUGGAGCCAUUCCUGGCCUUGGAGCCUCCGAUGUCGGCGACAGACUACGGCUUCUGUCUCGAUAACGACGAAGGUCUUUCGGAGCUGUUCGACUUUGAAUUCUAGGCCCUUUCGAAGACACAAUCCUCAAUCUAUCUUCGAGACCUGUCACUUUGCAGAAAUCACUUUCAGCUCUCGAAGCUGGAUUAUGAUUUGAGUCACGGAAUGAGCGGUGUUUGUGUCACGUGUAAAUAUUGAACUAUUUUUACCCGGAUCGACGAAAAAGUUUGUACUUUUUUACUAUAGUAAUUUACGGGAUAGUUGUGAACUCUUGGAGUAUCUCAAUCGGAAUCAACGAGUGUUUGCGGUUCGAAUGGGAAUGUAAACGCGCGGUCGUUUGACGCACAUUGAGCAAUAAUUUCGAGGCUAUUACGGACGAGGGGUCAAAGCCAAAUUGUCAAAAGAUGAAAUCAAUUUAUUCCAAGCAUUGAUAACACGAUUAAUGCCGAUUCUAGAUUCAACUUUCAUUUUUUUUUAAAUAUGUAAAUAAAAUUGUUUUUUUGUAAUGUUUAAGUUUGCUCUGUUAACACGCAGCUAUGUAUUCCAACAAUACGUAUAUUGGUGGAAUACAUUGCUGCGCUAAUAUUUAUCACGUCCGGCCUUUUCAUUUCUUAAAGUUCUCUAUAGCGAUAUCGCUUCGGCAUUCAAUAUAUAGUUACCCGAUUUUGAUAUUUUUUGUAGAUCAAAAUUUUCAAAAUCUACAUAUUGAAGUCGCUAUUGGGAGUUAUAGAGUACCGCCGCAGGUCAAUUGUCCGUGUUAGUUAAUGCCACAAGCGUGUAUGUUCCCUUCCGCGGCCGCACUGUACAUAGUCUCGCUCAAAUCGGCCGCGGCUUGUACAUAUAAAGUAAUGAACGGUGAUAUCUUAGCGGCCUUCGAAUUUUACUUGUAAAGCUAGAAUAGGAACCCGUCAAUGCUACGUUUGUUUGCACGAUGUGGGACGCACCUGUUGCACGUAUACGCACCAGACAUGUUUAUAUCAUUUCAUUAUAGAAUCUAUCUUCGACUGACUUACAGAAUACACGGGUAAGAUGUGAGUUGGGAAUUACGUAUGUCAAAAUCUAAGGGUCAUAGCCAAGUUAGACUCCGGUAUGUAAUGUGUGGGAGUCAUACUUUGGACUAAGUUUUGAUUCUGAAUCUCGCCCUUAGUCGUAAUAUGUGUAAGUAUUUAUUGUUUUUUUUUUGAUAUUCAAAAGUAGGCUAGAAGAUAAAGUACCUCUUUGUGUAAAGGGUCUAUUUUGGUAUGACAUGUAAAUAUUACUUGUGGGGUCGUUAAGUUUGAAUAUAUAUUGAGGCCAAUAAAAAUAAAAAAGUAUUCGUAAUCUCGCAGCAGGUGCGUCUCACUUCAAAAUAUAAGCCACACGCGACUUGUUUGCCAAAUAUUUAGUUAACAUUUCGGUUACGUUAAGCUUCACGUUUAGUUGUCACUGUAAAUACGGGCGGGGCGGGGUCGUCGCAUAGUUUAUUAUUUGAAGUAUCAUUUGUAUAGUACAAAAUGUAAAAAACUGAAACCGUCUCGUAAUGUAAGUACAUUCGACAUUUGCGGAUAUAAGGUUUCUUUUGUCUAUUGGUUUGUGAGGGAUGCAACAAAAAGCAAAAGCGAAAUAGGCUUUAAAUUAAUGUAUGUAGUAAUAGUUGAAUAUAGUAGUUAUAUUUCCUUCAUUAGCAAAAUCAGUGCAUCGAUAAAGCGUCAAGGCACUGAAGCAAGUAUAAUCACUAAAGCAGAUAGACAAACAUACAAUGAUGUUUUUGAUGAUAUUUUGGCUUGAAAUGUUCCGGACUUAUAUUCGCAACGUCGUUGGCGUGCGACGCCCUCACUCCGAUUAGUGUACAGCACAAAAUUGUAAAAAAAACUAUAAAUAAGUGCAUAUCAAAAUAAACUAUUUUAGCGGUAAAUGCACGUGCGUAUGUUGAAUGGGUGAAGGCGCUCAUGGGACCUGUGCCGCUACUCUUGGAACUUCCAAUAGCGGCCCCAAGUUUGCUUGAAAUGAUGUCACUGCAAUGAGGAUAGCAUACGUUAUUUCUGUUGGGAUUUACAGAGUAGCGGCGCUGCUGGUGUUUGAACAUAACUUUUAGGUGUCUCUAAGCUCGCUAUGUUGAGCCAAAAACUCCAAAUUGUGGUAUUACACAAAUUCUGAUGUACAAAUACUAUUAAAAAAUUUCGUAGACAUAAAAAAAUCAGACCGGUCUUUAUUUGUCAUUAAAACUUUUUUUUAAGUUAGGGUUAGUAACACCCGAAUAAUAAUUUGCGUUAAAAAUAAGAAUUUUGAGAGAACAUCAGAGUUGCUUUCAUUAAAAAAAACUGAGAAGUGUUGGCUUUGCAUAGCAAUCUUUGAUGAUGAAAAAGGUUGUUUUAUAUUCCCUUCAGAGGACUAAAUGUUACUAGGCCUUAAGUUGACGUCGAAAGCGAUAUUGGAGAUCGUAUUACGCGAUUAUAUAUUUGUAAGGACAAGAAAAUUCGCUUCGGAGUCAACGAUAAGUCUGCAAGAGAUGUUAGAUUUUGUUGCGAUGUUACGUUUUGGUUCGGAGUCCCGCCAGACACUUUGUUAAAUCAUUUGUCUUCAUAUCUAAUUAAAUAAGUAAUGAAUUUCCACUAUUGUAUAUUUCUCUUUAAUUAGUUUAAAAUUCAUUAAUUUUAUUUAUGAGACCUUCGAAUUGUAAUAGCAAAGAUUUCGUUUAGAUUUUAUUGUUGUUUUAAAAUUUUAAGUGAUCGAGUAAUGGAGGUCACGUAUGCGAUUUAUUAUACUUUUAAUUUUGUUGAGGAGUUGGGAGAUAUUAUUUUAUUGUAGGAUUUUUGCAAAUCGUUUGUGACACACAUUCAGGGGCCAACGAUACGAAAAAGGAAGUACAAAUUUAUUUUUUUUUUGUAUUCUAAUACUAUCUUCUAAUUGGUA